AUGGCCGUCGAGGAGAAGCCGGGUGCGGCAGAGGCCGCCGACCCCAUUUCGCCGUCUCCUUCUGCCGUGCCGAGCGAGAAGCCCAAACGGAAUCUGGAACCCUUCACGUACAAUGAAGACGACGACGACGCUCUUGGCGCCCAUCCCGAGCAGCCGCACACCCCGACCGCCACCGAACACGACCUCAACGUCACCGAGGAUGAUCUCCUCGAAGCCAAGGAGCUCGCCUCCCAGUACACCCUCGAGCAGGUCCGCGACAUCAUGAUUCACGUCCGACGCAUCCACGAAAAGGACCCCAACUUCCCCACCAUUGUCAUUGAAAAAGUAAAGACGUUUCUCGACAACGAGGCCGUGUUUGAAAACCCCGACCAGCAUCAGCACCUCAUCCAAGAGAUGAAGCUCGAGGCCGCCCUCGUCACCAGCAACAGCCCCUACGCCGAGGUGCGCGCCGUCGUCAGCAACAAGGACGACCCGACCACGCCGUGCUCCACCGUCCGCAGCUGGUCCAUCGGCCUCCUCUUCUCCGUCCUGCUCGCCUUCAUCAACCAGCUCUUCGACAUUCGCCAGCCGGCCAUCCGGGUCAUGGCAAACGUGGCCCAGCUCCUCGCCUACCCCAUCGGCAAGGCCGCCGAGAACUGGCUCCCCGACAGGGGCUUCACCCUCUUGGGCGUCCGGCACUCGCUCAACCCCGGCCCCUUCUCCAAGAAGGAGCACAUGCUCAUCACCAUCAUGGCCAACGUCGCCUACAACACCCCGUACACAAACUACAUCAUCUGGGUGCAGUACCUGCCCCAGUACUUCGACCAGCCCUACGCCUCCCACUUUGCCUACCAGCUCCUCAUCGCCCUGGCGACCAACUUUGUCGGCUACGGCAUCGCCGGCAUCUGCCGCCGCUUCCUCGUCUACCCGUCCUACUGUGUCUGGCCGGCCUCGCUCGUCACCAUUGCCCUCAACUCGGCCUUUCACACCGACGUCAACCCGCCCGUGGGCGGGCCCUUCCGCUCCGUCUGGCGCAUCUCGCGCAUCCGCUUCUUCUACCUCAUGUUCGCCGCCAUGUUCGUCUGGUUCUGGUUCCCCAACUACAUCUGGCAGAGCCUGUCCAAGUUCAACUGGAUCAGCUGGAUCGCGCCGGGCCACCGGGACCUCAACAUCGUCACCGGCAUCAACAACGGCCUGGGCCUGAACCCCUUCCCCACCUGGGACUGGAACGUGCUCCUCUGGGACUCGGCCGACCCGCUCAUGGUGCCCUUCUUCAGCACGCUCAACCGCUUCAUCGGCGUCUUCUGCUCCUUCUGGGUCGUGCUCAUCUUCUGGUACAGGAACGUGUACAACACGGGCUACCUGCCCAUCAACACGAACCGCGUCUACGACCGCUGGGCCAACCUGUACAACAUCUCCCUGGCGACGGACGACCACGGGCUGUUCAACGGGCAAAAGUACGCCGGCUACUCGCCCCCGUACCUCGGGGCCGGCAACGUCGUCAUCUACAUGUUCUUCUUCGCCAUCUACACGUCGACGCUGACGUACGCCGUCCUGUACCACCGCCACGAGAUCAGCAUGGGCUUCAAGGCCCUCUUCUACAGCCUGCGGCUCAAGAGGAAGCCCGUCAAGGACGAGCGCGACCUGGACGUGCACAACAGGCUGAUGAAGGCGUACCCGGAGGUGCCCGAGUGGUGGUACAUGGUGUGCCUGGCCUGCGCCAUCGCCUUUGGCGUCGUCGGCAUCGUCGCGUGGGACACGCACACGUCGCCCGGCGUCGUCUUCUGGGGCCUCGCGCUGUGCGCCAUCUUUGUCAUACCCGUGGGCAUCAUCAAGGCCAUGACGGGCAUCGAGGUGACGCUCAACGUGCUCGCCGAGUUCGUCGGGGGCUCCUGGGUGGACGGCAACGCGCUGGCCAUGAACUACUUCAAGUCGUUUGGCUACGUCACCUGCGCCCACGCCAUCUGGUUCUGCAGCGACCUGAAGCUGGCGCACUACGUCAAGAUCCCCCCGCGCCAGACCUUUUCCGCCCAGAUGAUUGCCACCUUCCUGAGCACCAUUGUGUGCAUCGGCGUGCUCAACUUCCAGAUGAACAGCAUCCAAAACGUCUGCACGCCGCAGGCGCAGUACAAGCUCACCUGCCCCGGCGUCAACACCUUCUUCACCGCGUCCGUGCUGUGGGGCACCGUCGGCCCGGCCAAGGUCUUUGGGCACAAGGGCCAGUACAGCCAGACCCUGGUGGGCUUCCCGCUCGGCGUCAUCGUCGUCGUUCUGGUCUGGGGCCUGAACAAGAAGUUCCCCCGGUGGACGUGGGCUCGCCAGCUGCACCCCGUCGUCAUGCUGUACGGGGGGAUCGUGUGGGCGCCGUACAACAUGUCGUACGUCUGGCCCUCCGUGCCCAUUGCUUAUUUUUCGUGGAUCUAUCUCAAGACGAGGUUUCUUGGUCUGUGGUCCAAGUACAACUUUGUUCUUUCCGCCGCAUGGUCGUGCGGCAUCGCCAUUGCGGGCAUCAUCAUCUUCUUCAGCCUGCAGUACACCGAAACCGACUUUGACUGGUGGGGAAACAACGUGUCGGAGAUGGGCUGCGAAGGCAGCGCCUGCGCCCUCAAGACGCUCGCUCCGGGCGAGUCGUUUGGUCCGCAAAAGGGGCAGUUUAGCUGA
This is a messenger RNA of Ustilaginoidea virens, 2640 nucleotides long. RefSeq lists its product as uncharacterized. Bases 1 to 2640 code for a protein of 879 amino acids. Lineage: Eukaryota; Fungi; Ascomycota; Sordariomycetes; Hypocreales; Clavicipitaceae. The transcript is spliced from 3 exons. Gene Ontology annotation, biological process: transmembrane transport. Gene Ontology annotation, molecular function: oligopeptide transmembrane transporter activity. The record is from RefSeq and is a predicted model, not a curated record.